Molecule: messenger RNA, 1413 nt
Organism: Colletotrichum fioriniae
Lineage: Eukaryota; Fungi; Ascomycota; Sordariomycetes; Glomerellales; Glomerellaceae
Gene: FPR3
Product: peptidylprolyl isomerase fpr3
Cellular component (GO): nucleolus; chromatin
Molecular function (GO): peptidyl-prolyl cis-trans isomerase activity
Source: RefSeq, a predicted model, not a curated record
AUGGCCCAGCUUCCUGUCGCCCUCUACGGGCUCGAGGUCCCCGCCGGCGAGAUCCUCAUCCCCGCCAACCCCGACUUCCCUGCCACUUUCCGCAUCACCAUGGCCGCCAUUGAUCCCUCUGAGGCUCCUGAGGCCGAUGCUGAUGGCAACAUCCCCGCUGUCCCCCGCUCCACCCUUCGCCUCGUCAAGCAGCGCUUCGGUGACGACCUCGAGGCCGGCGAGGAUGACGAGAUCGAUGAGGACUACCUCCAGUCCCUCAUUGACGCCAACGGCGACGACGACGAGUCGUCCGAUGACGAUGAUGAGCCCAACGGAGGCCCCAGCGACCCCUCCAAGUCCAAGAAGCAGAAGCAGGCUGAGGCCCUUAAGAAGCUGAUCGAGGCCGUCGGCGAGGAGGAGUCUGACGAGGACAUGGACGAUGCCAAGCCCAACGGAAAGUCCAGCAAGAAGGGCAAGGGCAAGGCUUCUGACGAUGAUGAGGAGGAUGACGAGGAGAGCGAUGACGACGAGGAGGGCCUUGACCUCGAGAACUUUGUCAUCUGCACUCUCGACACCGAGCGCAACUACCAGCAGCCCCUUGACAUCACCGUCCAGGAGGGGGAGAAGGUCUUCUUUGUCGUUUCCGGUACCCACACUGUCCACCUCACUGGUAACUACGUUAUCGACGAUGAGGAGGAGGAGGGAUCCGACGAGGAUGAGGAUGACGACGAGUACGACCUGUCCCCCGAUGAGCUCGAGUACGGCAUGCCCGAUGAAGACAGCGACGAGCUUGACGACACCGAUGACCCGCGCGUCAUGGAGGUCGACACCGACGAGGAGGAGGCCCCCAAGCUGGUUGAGACUAGCAAGAAGGGCAAGAAGCGCGCUGCCGAGAGCCUCGACGACCUGAUCAAGGCCGACGAUGAGACCAAGACCUCCAAGAAGGACAAGAAGAAGCUCAAGAACAACAAGGGUGAGGCCGUCGCCGCCGAGGAGAAGACCACCCCCAAGUCCGACAAGAAGGUUCAGUUCGCCAAGAACCUCGAGCAGGGCCCUACCGGCUCCGCUGAGAAGGCCAAGCAGGCUGGCAAGCCCGCUGGUGGCGUCAAGGUCGUCCAGGGAGUCACCAUUGACGACCGCAAGCCUGGUACUGGCCGUGCUGUCAAGAACGGGGACAACGUCAGUGUCCGCUACAUUGGCAAGCUCGACGACGGCAAGGUCUUCGAUGCCAACAAGAAGGGCAAGCCUUUCACCUUCAAGGCUGGCAAGGGCCAGGUCAUCAAGGGUUGGGACAUUGGUGUCAUCGGCAUGGCCAUCGGUGGUGAGCGUCGUCUUACCAUCCCCGCCAACCUUGCCUACGGCAACAAGAGCCUGCCCGGCAUCCCUGCCAAGAGCACCCUGACCUUCGACGUUAAGCUCCUUGAGAUCAAGUAA